Debaryomyces fabryi is the source of this 1629-nucleotide messenger RNA. Its product is annotated as sugar porter family MFS transporter. The record is from RefSeq and is a predicted model, not a curated record. Lineage: Eukaryota; Fungi; Ascomycota; Pichiomycetes; Serinales; Debaryomycetaceae. The transcript has a single exon. Gene Ontology annotation, biological process: carbohydrate transport; transmembrane transport. Bases 1 to 1629 code for a protein of 542 amino acids. Gene Ontology annotation, molecular function: carbohydrate:proton symporter activity. Gene Ontology annotation, cellular component: membrane.
AUGGGAUAUGAAGACAAGUUGGUCGCACCAGCUUUAAAGUUAAGAUUAUUCUUAGAUAAACUUCCAAACAUUUAUAAUAUUUAUGUCAUUGCUUCUAUUUCGUGUAUUUCGGGGUUGAUGUUUGGUAUCGAUAUUUCAUCGAUGUCUGCAUUUCUUAGUAAUGACGCUUACCUUCGUUAUUUUAACUCACCAAAAACUGAUAUGCAAGGAUUUAUUACUGCUGCAAUGUCGCUUGGGUCAUUUUUUGGUUCUCUUACAUCGGCUUUCUGUUCAGAGCCAUUUGGAAGAAGGGCUUCGUUGCUACUCUGUGGAUUCUUUUGGUCAGUUGGAGCUGCUAUUCAAUCUUCAGCACAAAAUGUGGCCCAAUUAAUCAUUGGUCGUUUUAUUUCUGGUUUUGGAAUUGGUUUCGGUUCAUCUGUUGCUCCUGUGUAUGGUUCAGAGUUGGCACCAAGGAAAAUUAGAGGCUUAAUUGGUGGUCUUUUCCAACUUUCAGUUACUCUUGGUAUCUUGAUCAUGUUCUAUAUUUGUUUUGGAUUGGGUAAAAUACAAGCUGUUGGCUCAUUCAGAACGGCUUGGGGUUUGCAAAUUAUUCCAGGAUUAAUUUUGAUUGUUGGAUGUUUCUUUAUUCCAGAAUCACCUAGAUGGUUAGCCAAGCAAAAUUAUUGGGAAGAAGCCGAGGAUAUUGUGUCAAAAAUUCAAGCUAAAGGUAACAGAGAAGAUCCCGAGGUUUUGAUUGAAAUGGCAGAAAUCAGAGAUCAGAUUCUGACCUUGGAGAAAGUUAAAAGUUUUUCUUACUUUGACUUGUUCAGAAAAAAAUACCUUCUCAGAACUAUUACGGCAAUUUUUGCUCAGGUUUGGCAACAAUUAACGGGUAUGAAUACUUUGAUGUAUUAUAUUGUAUAUGUUUUUCAAAUGGCAGGUUACCAUGGUGAUGCAAAUUUGGUUGCUUCUUCUAUCCAGUAUUGUAUCAAUUUUGCAAUGACUAUUCCAGCAUUGUAUUUAAUGGAUAAGGUAGGUAGAAGACCAGUGUUGUUAACUGGUGCUGCAUUCAUGAUGGCAUGGCAAUUUGCCAUCGGUGGGUUAUUAGCUAAUUAUAGUGAACCUGAUGCUAUUAACGAUACAGUUAGGAUAAGUAUCCCAUCAAAUCAUUCACCUGCAGCUAAGGGGGUUAUUGCAUGCUGUUAUUUGUUUGUUGUCUCAUUUGCUUCUACUUGGGGUGUCGGUAUUUGGGUUUACUGUGCCGAGGUCUGGGGUGAUAGUGCUUCAAGACAGAGAGGUGCUUGUGUUGCAACUGCUGCUAAUUGGAUCUUCAAUUUCGCAAUUGCAAUGUUUACACCUCACGCUUUCAAGACUAUUACUUGGAAGACAUAUAUGAUUUUUGCUACUUUUUGUGCCUGUAUGUUCCUUCAUGUCUUCUUCAUUUUCCCCGAAACAAAGGGUAAAAGAUUGGAAGAAAUUGGUCAAAUGUGGGACGAGCAUAUUCCAGCCUGGAAGUCAGCAUCAUGGCAACCACAUGUACCAAUUGUUUCAGAUCAUGAAAUUCAUGGAAAGAUGGAUCAGGACCAUUUUGAACGUUCGUCUCGUUCAGAAUCUACCGAAGAAAAAGCGGCUGCUGACCACAUUGCUUGA